Molecule: messenger RNA, 4605 nt
Organism: Pogoniulus pusillus (Red-fronted tinkerbird)
Lineage: Eukaryota; Metazoa; Chordata; Aves; Piciformes; Lybiidae
Gene: SHOC2
Product: SHOC2 leucine rich repeat scaffold protein
Exons: 10
Coding region: 392-2140 (582 amino acids)
Molecular function (GO): protein binding
Source: RefSeq, a predicted model, not a curated record
GGAGGAUGGCGGAGCUGCACGCCAGGUGAUUUUCCCGGUGUCGCAGAGUAAGCGGUGUGACAGCAUCCCGCGCCUGUUUGUGCCUGCAGAAGGUGUUUUCAGCGAGUCGUAGGUAUUUUUCUCUCAGAAAUGGCAAAAAAGCUGUUGUAACCUUAGAAAAACUAGUACGGAGCAUUUGACCUUCUAAUCUCUACAGUUGAGUCUCCUGGUACCAGGAUUAAGAAAGAGUGCCUUCAGAUCCAAUAUGUAGCAAAUGGGUAUCACACUUCUGAAACUCCUCCCUUGCUUCACCACUUGCAUGUUUUAAGGAUCCUUGUCCCCUCAGCAGUUAAUUGUUCUUUUGAACUUCAGAAACGGAUUUCAUGUGGUGCUUGCUAAACACUGAGUCACCAUGAGUAGUAAUCUGGGAAAAGAAAAGGACUGUAAAGAGAAGGAUCCAAAAGUCCCAUCAUCAAAAGAAAGGGAGAAGGAGGCCAAAGCCUCUGGAGGAUUUGGUAAAGAGAGCAAAGAAAAGGAGCCUAAGACCAAAGGGAAAGAUGCCAAAGAUGGAAAGAAGGACUCCAGUAGCACGCAGCCUGGGGUAGCUUUUUCAGUGGACAAUACAAUAAAAAGACCUAAUCCAGCCACAGGUACCCGCAAAAAAUCCAGCAAUGCUGAAGUAAUCAAAGAGCUAAAUAAAUGCCGGGAAGAGAAUUCAAUGCGCUUGGACUUGUCCAAGAGGUCUAUACACAUGCUUCCAUCAGCUAUCAAAGAGCUAACACAGUUAACAGAACUUUAUUUAUACAGUAACAAAUUGCAGUCCCUACCCGCAGAGGUGGGCUGUCUUGUGAACCUGAUGACACUGGCCCUGAGUGAAAACUCACUCACCAGUUUGCCUGACUCUCUUGAUAACUUGAAGAAACUGCGCAUGCUUGACCUGCGGCAUAACAAACUUAGAGAAAUCCCCUCGGUGGUGUAUAGGCUAAGCUCUCUCACCACUCUUUACCUACGCUUUAAUCGUAUAACUACUGUGGAAAAGGAUAUAAAAAACUUGUCAAAACUCACCAUGCUUAGCAUACGAGAGAACAAAAUCAAGCAACUACCUGCUGAAAUUGGUGAGUUGUGUAACCUCAUAACGCUGGAUGUAGCGCACAAUCAGCUUGAACAUCUUCCAGAAGAGAUUGGAAGCUGCAUGCAGAUCACCAACCUUGACUUGCAGCACAAUGAGCUCUUGGACCUGCCAGAAACCAUAGGCAAUCUGUCCAGUCUAAGUCGUCUUGGCCUGAGGUACAACAGGCUCUCAGCAAUUCCGAAGUCUUUAGCAAAGUGCAGUGAACUUGAUGAACUGAACCUGGAGAACAACAACAUUUCUACUUUACCAGAGGGUCUUUUAUCCAGUCUCGUCAAACUGACUAGUUUAACACUGGCCAGGAACUGCUUCCAGUCCUAUCCCGUGGGUGGCCCAUCCCAGUUCUCCACAAUCUACUCCCUCAAUAUGGAGCACAACCGCAUCAAUAAAAUCCCUUUUGGAAUUUUCUCUAGAGCUAAAGUAUUAAGCAAGCUGAACAUGAAGGACAAUCAGCUGACCUCUCUCCCCCUGGACUUUGGGACUUGGACUAGUAUGGUAGAACUGAACUUAGCGACUAAUCAGCUCACCAAAAUCCCUGAGGAUGUAUCUGGGCUUGUUUCUCUUGAGGUUCUUAUCUUGUCAAACAAUCUACUAAAGAAACUUCCCCAUGGAAUUGGAAAUCUACGGAAACUCCGAGAGUUAGAUCUAGAGGAAAACAAACUGGAAUCCUUGCCAAAUGAAAUAGCUUACCUCAAGGAUCUGCAGAAAUUGGUUCUCACUAAUAAUCAGCUGACCACACUUCCCAGAGGUAUUGGUCACCUUACCAAUCUGACACACCUUGGGCUUGGAGAGAAUCUUCUUACACACCUGCCUGAGGAAAUUGGUACACUGGAGAAUCUGGAAGAACUGUAUUUGAAUGACAACCCCAAUCUACACAGCCUUCCCUUUGAGCUGGCUCUUUGCAGCAAACUGUCUAUAAUGAGUAUUGAGAACUGCCCACUCAGCCACCUUCCACCUCAGAUUGUUGCAGGAGGACCCUCCUUCAUCAUUCAGUUCCUAAAAAUGCAGGGACCAUAUCGUGCCAUGGUCUGACGUGAAUCGGAUUUGUCCAAUACACUGUACAAAAUACAAACUGCAUUAAUGUUGUAAUUGUCUGUAUAUGUAUAUAUAAUAUAAUAUAUGUGCUUUAUAUUAUAUUAUAUAUAUAUAUAAAUAAUAUAAAAAAGGCAAAUUUAAGACUGCAUUAUGUGUUUCUGCUAAUAGAGGAAUCAUAGCCAUUUAGAUUUUUUUUUUAAUUCUGUAAAAAAUGCUUGUCUUAAGUUUUCUUUGCUGAAUUUGAUGGAAGUUGUCUGAAUAAUCUGGAAAUGCCAGUUCAUUCAAAGUGAUUGCCAAUGAACUCAAAAGUUUUAAAUUUAAGGGACAAAAAUAGUUCUGCUUAGAUUUACUUUCACUUAAGAGAAAUGUAUAACCUUUAUAUAAUGAAUUUUUUCUGGUUUCCUCCCUCUUUUUUUUGGGUUGGUUGUUUUUUGGUUGGUUUGGGUUUUUUUGGGGGGGUCAAAACCUGAAGGGGUCACGUGUCCUAAGGUUGGGAUUUUUUUUUUCUUUUAAAUUAUUUUGAGAUUUGAAGCAAAUGGUGGUUUUAUAUUGUUUACAGUCAGAGUAAAUCACUGGAUUUUGUUUUAUUCUGAUUUGCUCUGUUUUAAUCAAUCAUAUCUAGAGUUUCUAUGCCUCUGCUGAUGACUUUUUAUCAGCCGGUUUGUAUACUAAAAGCAUUUACUCAUCAGAACAACAGGCAGGUGAAAAUGAUGCAGUCAAAACAAAAGACAAAGGUAAAAAAAAAAAAGCUUGAAUUCCUUUAAAUCUUGCUUCCCUGAGUUAUCAGUUGCAGGCAUAACAUAUCUGAACUGAGCCUUUUGAGGUUGGUCUUUUCUAGCACAAGUGAACCUUUUCAUAUUGGUAAAACCAUUGAGUAUACUCGGUGAAGAAGAGUGGUUUUCAUUUCGUGAAGUAACAACCCUAUGAGGUCUAACAGUACAGUUAAGUGGCAAGGAAAUAAUAUAUAUGUACAUUUUUAUUACAAUCUUGAGUCAUAAAACUACAACAGGCAAUUCUGAGGAUUGCUUAUAGUCCUUGUACAAUAAAUGAAUGUGUCUUACUUUUAAACACUGCAAUAUAUGUAAGUUUUAAGGUCGGUUAACAAUGUACUAUGGUUUUAUAUCUUGACUUGCCUUGUACCUCCUUCCAUUAUGGAACUUCUGUGUCCAAGCACAAUAUCUUCACACUGUGCUGUUUUGCUGCUGAACUAAAUGCACUUUUCCCCACAGCUGGGGCACUUGCUUCAAAAUAUUCAGUUCAGUAUCUUGGUUAUUCUUUCUUAACUUCAUCCUAUCUGCUUCAGUAUUAAACCGAUCUAUUAAAAAAGAGGCACCUUUUUCAUUUGUGCAUAGAUGUUGGUAGCUCAAGAGAAAUACUCUUAAGUAGUGGACAUCAGUUUUAUCAUGACUUUCUUGGUUGUUUAAAAGGCAGAAGAUGCUUCAGGGAGAUUUACACUGUUGCUGCACUUGCAGGGCCAAGUUGUCUGUUUUCAGGAGAGUAGAAACUCAAGGUGGUUGCAUUCCAUAGUUACUCCAGAACUGUCCAGUUUAUAUUAAUUGGAAUUGCUGCUGGAAUAGUGUGACUUACAGGACUGUACCUUUUGAACAAAAUCAAAUCAACUGAUGCCAGGGGAAAAGCUAUUUCACGUGCAGAAGUCUGGGUAAUAUUAUUUCUGGCUUUCAGGCACCCUUCAGACACACUGCUUUGAUCUAUUUGCAUUCUGUUUCAUUGUAUGUCUUUUCAUUAACAAGGAGUAAGUUUAAAUGGAAGGCAGGUGGAGAUAUAAAACCUUAGAGGGCUUAAACAUGCUGUAAAACUAUUGUAGAUGUCACUGGAUUUUGCUAAGUAAUGUUCUGUUCUUUCUCACACACUGUCUCUCUGUCUCCCCCCCCACCUUUUUUGUCUCUUUUUUUUUACACCUACUGUAGCUUUUCAGUUUAGACUGUAGUUCAUGAAAGGCUAGUUCCUUGCAGUUCUGCCUGAAGUUAGUCUUUCUCAGCAUUAAGGUAUUAAAAUAUGAAGAUGCUGAAAUGCUUGGUAUUGAGACUGUAAGCUGUCUUCUGAUCAUACUGCUAAAUCUGUAUUUGUGCCCUCAGGUCACUACAGGAAACUGGUUUAAUUGAUACGGUUCCUUAAAACAAAAGUAGCGACCUCUUGUGUUUUCAAGCAUCUUGGUCUCAUUCCCUGUCUGCUUCUCAAUCCCAUUUUUCUACGAGCUGACAGGAUUGAAUUUGCUUAGUUUGUAAAUAUGUCGAUUAUUCACCUUCUCGAGGUACAUGGUUGAUGACUGUAUGAUUGGAGCUGAACCUCUGUCACAUAAAUUCAUGUGAAGAAGUUAGCUACCAAAAUAGUGCUCGUUACUCUCGCUUGAAAAACAAACUAUUCUUUUCAUUACACUUAGAGGAACAAAUAAAGCUAUGUUUUAAUUCAUGACUAUAUUAAAAACAGGAUAUUUUUUCAAA